AUGCUGCGGAAGCAAGCGCUGAACAACCUCACCUUUACAGUGCCGAAGAAUCGAAAGCCCAAGUUCGAUCUUACCCUCCGCAUCAUCGACCUGACCAACAUCCCUCUCAUCUACGGAACUGCCGACGUCCGAUGGCACAUCGCGUCCUCUAGUGCCGCAGAACAUCGUGGCCGCACGGAUAAGGCCUCCAUCGUUGAGCACAAGGCAACAUGGGACUACACCAAGGAAUUCUCGGUUCGCCUCACCGUCGACAAAAGUGGCAUGCUACAAGAACGAAGCCUACAUUUUGAGGUCUUGCAAGAGUUCAGUCAAGGCGGAAGAGGAAGUCGAGUCCAUCUGGGAAACGUGAAACUCAACCUUGCCGAGUAUGCUCACCCGCCCGACGAAGUCGGCGAUCGCGAUCUGCAAGAGGAGGGCGAUGAUGGAGCCAUCACGAGGAGGUACCUACUACAAGACAGCAAGGUCAACAGCACUUUGAAGAUUGGGAUUAAAAUGAAACAGACCGAGGGCGAUACCAAUUUCAUCGCGCCUCCGCUCAGGUCCGCCAUGGUGAUCGGAGGGAUUGCAGGAGUCUUAUCCGCAGAGGUGGGACAAGGAGAUGACAUCCCCAGCAUCAACAGUAAAACUCGAGAACUGUCCGAGGCCCAGGAUUUCUACCGACGGACAUUGGCCGCCAGCUGGGCUUGUCAAGGAGGAGAGCUUCCUCCUGACAAGCUAGUCGAAGAUAUCUUUGCAGGAGGAGACGGAGGUCAAGUCCCUGCGAUCCCCAAGUCGAAUCAGCACUCCAGAUCCAAUCCGAGAGAAGCGAGCAUGCUCAGCAGCUCCAGCGACGAGACCACCAGGCCGACCACUCCGGGCCAGCAGGUGACCCCGCAACCGGCAACCCGUGGUCAUCGAAGAGGGAGGAGUAUGGAAUCACCGCAGGUCCAACCGAACCAGAUGAACACGGUCAGUGGACGGUCAAGCAUAGAUCAGCAGGUGCACGCCAGCCAGCAGGAACACCGACGGCGGAAUCGCCCGGAGUUCCAUGAGCGCACCGAGUUUGAGCUGAGGGAUGAUCUACGCAGUUGGCAGGUCCAGGUAAAUUAA
Capronia epimyces CBS 606.96 is the source of this 1089-nucleotide messenger RNA. RefSeq lists its product as uncharacterized. Bases 1 to 1089 code for a protein of 362 amino acids. NCBI's taxonomy places the organism in Eukaryota, Fungi, Ascomycota, Eurotiomycetes, Chaetothyriales, Herpotrichiellaceae. The record is from RefSeq and is a predicted model, not a curated record. The transcript has 2 exons.